AUAAUAUGCCUGGAAAUGCUUCUCGUGGCCAUUGCCCAUUACCAUGUAUUCUCCUACAAACCCUACGUGCAAGAGGCAGAGGAAGGCUCUUGCUUUGGCUGUUUCCUGGCCAUGUGGGAUGUAUCCGAUGUCAGAGAUGAUAUUUCACAACAAGUAAGACGCCUGGGGAGAACAAUGAGAGGGCAUCAGAAAAAAAAAUGUCUUCCUGAAGACCCGGAGCAUACCGAACACACAGGUCUGUUCAGUGAUGAUGUUCCCUCAUCAUCACAAGAUGCAGUUUCUGCAGGUUCAAAGCCAUCCUCACUUGCCCCAGGACCAGUAUCAGGGCUUUGGACACACGAUACUUCACAGAAUGCAGCUGCUGCAUCCAAGUCAUGUGAAGACAUUGUGAUGGAUGUCCCAGAAGAGCAGGAACCUUCUGAUACAGCCCAAUAUCAAGACUUGGAAGACACAGUUCCUUCACAGGAUACGCUUUCUGAGGCCAAGCUAUGUGAAGAUGUCAUUAUUGAUAUCCCAGAAAAGCAGAAGGAACCCCCAACCCAUCAAUGGACUCUUAAAGCUACCAUAAUCCUCUUUGUGUGUAGGCUCAAGAUCUGAACAGUUCAAAAUGUUGGAAAAAUUCAAAGACAGGCAAAAAACAGAUAUAACUACUAUAUAUAAUAAACAUACAUAUAAUGCCAAUACACACAUGUUAAUAUAUAUAUUCGUGUGUUUUGUAUAUCACAAAUAACAUUUAAAUUUCCUAGGAUUUGGCUUUCUUAAACUGUUAGGUUAUCAUAUAUUCAAACAGUAAAUAACAACUUCAGCUGAACUCUCUUGCAUUUCUCAAGAGGAUGGACAUUUGAAAAAAAAAUCAUUGCUUCUUGCCACUGCAUGAAUGUAAUGAUCUGGACUGAAAAUGUAAAUACAAAAUUAAGAUAAAUUUAAUUUAA
This is a messenger RNA of Peromyscus eremicus (cactus mouse), 932 nucleotides long. Its product is annotated as transmembrane protein 184C-like. The coding region runs from base 16 to 597 and encodes 193 amino acids. The record is from RefSeq and is a predicted model, not a curated record. The transcript has 3 exons. NCBI's taxonomy places the organism in Eukaryota, Metazoa, Chordata, Mammalia, Rodentia, Cricetidae.